This is a messenger RNA of Doryrhamphus excisus (bluestripe pipefish), 892 nucleotides long. It is a transcript of the gene dctpp1, whose product is annotated as dCTP pyrophosphatase 1. Gene Ontology annotation, cellular component: cytosol. Gene Ontology annotation, molecular function: dCTP diphosphatase activity. NCBI's taxonomy places the organism in Eukaryota, Metazoa, Chordata, Actinopteri, Syngnathiformes, Syngnathidae. Gene Ontology annotation, biological process: DNA protection; dCTP catabolic process. The record is from RefSeq and is a predicted model, not a curated record.
GAGAGUAAGAGUUUCCGGGUUACGACAGCAAAUUUCCGGGGUGAUAUUUGGCGGGACUUUUUCCAGGUAUAAGUUCGCCGGUGUUGUUUUGUGUUUUAAACAAGUCGCUUCAACAUGAUGGCUACAAACGGAAAGGGCCUGAACGACGGCGCUGAGUCUCACGCAGCUAGGAAUGGAACCACCGCAGCGGAUGGUGCCAAGCUCCCGACGAAAGAAGCCGGCGGGCCGUCGGAGCACUUCACCUUCAGCCGGGAGCCCACCGUGGAGGACAUCCGACGCAUGCAAGCGGAGUUCACCGACGAGCGCGACUGGAACCAGUUCCACCAGCCCCGCAACCUGCUCCUAGCCAUGGUCGGCGAGGUAGGCGAAGUGGCGGAGCUCUUUCAGUGGAAGGGCGAGGUGACCGAAGGCCUGCCCGACUGGAGCGAGGCCGAGCGGGAGCAGCUCGCCCAUGAACUCAGCGACGUGUUCAUCUACCUGGUGGAGCUCGCCGAAAAGUGCCGGGUGGAUCUUCCCCAGGCCGUGCUGCGAAAAAUGGUCCUGAACAGACUCAAGUACCCGGCUAGCAAGGUGCACGGCUCGGCCAAGAAGUACACGGAAUAUCAAGACUGAACUUGGUCGCUUUUGCCAAGUUGGACUUGGAGGUGGCUUUGGUGUCUUUAGCCGCUCGUCUCCGUUUUGUGUGUUUUUAAGCUUUCUGUCGGUUCUUUUAUUUCCUACGAUGACACCUGGUGACUUUCAGCCACUAUUUACUUUGACACGCUUUUUGGAAUUUGCCCUUUAACAGAACUCUAAUAAGGUUGGGGUAUUGUUGUACAUUACUGAGAUGGAAAGAGAACAACCUUUUCUCGUAAGAGUAAAUCAAAGUAAAAGUUUCUUUUAAAAUUCUCAA